UCACAUGCUCUUCCCACCAAGCCAGUCAAGUGCCCCUUGAUUUUUUUUUUUUAAAAAAGCAUUUAUUGGGGUAUAAUUCACAUACCAUACAUCCCACUCAUUUAAAGCAUACAAUUGAAUGGUGUUUUAUAUAUUCACACAGUCCUGUAACGAACGCCAUAGUCCCUUUUUGAGUAUUUUCAUUACCCCCCCCCCCCAACUCCAUACUCACUGCGGUCACACCCUGUGCCCUUGUGCACCCCCUACUAGCCAACUUACUACCCCCAAGCCUAGCCAACCACUGAUCUCCUUUCUGUCUCUAUAGAUUUUUCUCUUCUGGACAUUUCAUAUAAAUGGUUCACCCAUUUUAUAGCCUGUAUCAGUAUUUAAUUCCUUUUAAUCACCAAGUCAUCCAUUUUGUGGAUUUGCCAUAUUUAAUUAUCUAUUGUCAGUUCAUGUGAGACAGAACAGGCUCUGGACUCGGGUCCCCUCAACCCCUCAACCCCUCUGUGGCUGCCUCCCUAAGGGGAAAAAAGCUAAUGCUCACUGCCUCUUGAGUCGCAUCUGGGGAGGAUGGCGAGACAGACUGGAGAAGACCCAUCAAACCAGUCUGUGCCCAGAGGGACCCCAGUGCUGACCUUUCACUGACUUCCCCCCUCCACCUAAUGCUAAAAAAUCACCCUCAGGGGGUGGAAAUGGCACUUGCUAAUUGACAUGGGAGGCUCACCUUAAAGGCAUGACCUUUAAGUGCCCAGGUGCUAAUGAAUCCCGGCCACUACAUGCUUGCAAGGACCCUUUUCCCACCCACGCUGAGGGGCGCCUGAAUGGCUCUGUCCGUUAUGCAGCCCACUGGGCUCAGAUCACGAUCUCACGGUUCGUAGGUUCCAGCCCCGCGUCAGGCUCUGUGCUGACAGCUCGGAGCCUGGAGUCUGCUUCGGAUUCCGUGUCUCCCUCCCGUCUCUGCCCCUUCCCUGCUCAUGCUCUGUCUCUCUGUCUCUGUCUCUCUCUCAAAAAUAAAUUAACAUUAAAAAAAUUAAAAACAAAACAGAGCAGAAAACUCUCCCUGACCUCUCCUCGGGCAGUCAGCCUGGGGAUUCUUUGUGCUGCCUCCCUUGUGCUCAAGCCAAAGCCCCGGUAAAGCCUGGCCUGAAACUCCCAUUCGUCCUCUUGUCAAUUUCUAUUGCUUAGCGAGCCCAAGGGCGCGGGUUGGGAGCAGGUGGACGUUUGCAUUAUUUCUCUGGAUUCUGCGUGUUGACUGAACAAUGCGUAUCAUCAGUGGUCAGACAGGUGGCUUACGCAGCUGUAUUCAGCUGGGAAUUCGCCCCACGUCUCUCUCUAUGUGGGCCUCACCCUCCAGGGCCUCAGGACGGGACCCAUCUUUCUCCAGCAGGAGAAUUCCACUUCCGUCUCACCAGAGGCUGGGUUCCAAGAGAGCAAACACAGAAGGUGCUGGGCUUAAGGGCCAGCCUGCACCUGUGUCAUUCUGCUACAUUCCAUCGGUGGGGCCAUUUGGCCAGUUGUGGGCAGCGAGUUCUGAGCAAAAGGUUUCAGCUCCAGGCCGAGGCAAAGAAAGGCCUGCACCAGCCUCCAGAUGUGUCAUCCCUUCUGCCGCCACGAUAGCCUCAUGGGAGACGGUCACCACGCACUCAUCCAGAGCCGCUGCCCGCUUUGCCUCGGCAGAUUCUGCUAAACGUGUGGUUGGACUCUCAGGAACAUGUCUCCGGUUAUGGCCUCCCAAGACACUGGCAAAGAACAUAGAAUCUGUUCAAUGGAAGAGGCCGGGGCCCUCACCUUCAGAAUUUUCUGUGAUACUGACAUGGAAGUGCGAGUCUGAUUAUUGCAGCGAUAAAAAUUGGACUUUGAAUCACCUCAACAAAAGAUUCGGUUUUACAACCCAGAACUUAAGUCUCACCAUCCAGGCAGCUCAGCAGCAGGACAGCGGCUUCUACAUCUUUGAGGCGACUGAUGAGCAUGGGAAAGUUAAGGACUACACGUUCCAGGUUUCUGUGUUUGAUCACGUAGGGGAGCCCCACGUACUACAGGACUCGAAGGUCCUGGAGGGAGGGAGGUGCCAAGUGACUCUGUCCUGCUCGGUCCCCAGCGGUGGUAACGUGAGCUAUGAUUGGUAUAGAGGGAGCGUGCUGAUCGAGACAGCAAGGAAUCACAGCACGCUGGAGGACCAGAUCGAUGCCAACAGCUCGCACAUAUAUACCUGCAAUGUCAGCAACUCGGUCAGCUGGACAAACCGCACCUUCAUCCUGCACUGUCCGGGUGACUCCCAGCAGGACAAGUCUCUGCACUUGUUGGUGAUCAUCGUGGUCCUUCUAAUCAUGCUGUUCCUGGGCGCCCUCACCGGCUUCUGUGUGUGGAGGAGGAAGAUGAAGCAGUCACAGGACGGCACAGAGGAGUUUCUGACGGUUUAUGAAGAUGUCAACAACGUGCAAAUCAAGAGGAAUCAGGAGCAGAAGCCGAAUUCCCCCGGAGAAGGGAGCACCAUCUACUCCAUGAUCCAGUCCCAGCCUUCUGCUUCCACAUCACAAGAAGCAAACACCUUGUAUGCAUUGGUACAGCCUUCCCGGAAGUCUGAAUCCAAGAAGAAGAACCACGGCCCUUCCCUCAAUAAUACUAUCUAUGAAGAGGUUGGAAAGAGACAGCUCAAAGCCCAGAACCCAGCUCGACUGAGCCGCAGGGAGCUGGAGAACUUUUCUGUGUAUUCCUAGUUGCUGCCGCUGGUCUCCCUUCUCUCACAUCCCAGUAUCUGCUUUGGGACUCAGCCCAGUGGAUGAUACCACAUGAGUCUACAGAAUGGUGCCUGGUCUGGAGAGGAUACGGGAGUUCGUUCAGGGUCUAUAUCUUGUUUUUAACAUGAUUUCUCUCAGCCAAGACUGUUAAAUAAUAUCUCUCAACUUACAGACUGGACAAGACUGGGCGGAGAGGUUGGGUAGUUCUCGAAAGACUGCAAAGCAGGUCCACGGGCGGGCGCACCACGAGCCUCUCAAAUGCUAUGCAAAUGCAGAGUGUUGUAUUAUUAGCAUCAAGAUCCCUUCCCCCGGAUUUCUAAUGUGUUCCUCAUCUCUCCUCUUCUUUAAUCUGAGAUGACCACAUUUCUAGACCCUCCCCUGCCCCAGGCCCCUCUUCCAAAGGGGAAGGAAAGAUCAUGGUGACUCGGGGAGAGAAACAGCUCCACCCCACGAGGAUGAACUAAGUAGCUGUAAGCUGCCGGCAGGUUCUCCAAGGGACCGGACCUAGGCUGUCCUCAAAAACAGAGGAAAAACUCCCCCACCACAUAGUAAACCUUUACCCCUGGCCGCUUGGUCACAAGGGAGAGGGCAGGAGUGAGAGUAGAUGGUACAAAGUAAACCCAUCUCAGAGUGGAAAAAUCACCGUGAGUCCACGCUGUCCCAGUAACUGGGCCGUGGGACCAGUUUUGUCUGCGGUAUGAUGUGUGAUUAUUAACCCAUUAUCGAUUAAAAACACAUAUUCAGAAA
This is a messenger RNA of Prionailurus viverrinus (fishing cat), 3467 nucleotides long. It is a transcript of the gene CD244, whose product is annotated as CD244 molecule. The record is from RefSeq and is a predicted model, not a curated record. The transcript is spliced from 10 exons. Gene Ontology annotation, molecular function: MHC class I protein binding. NCBI's taxonomy places the organism in Eukaryota, Metazoa, Chordata, Mammalia, Carnivora, Felidae. Gene Ontology annotation, biological process: natural killer cell activation involved in immune response. Gene Ontology annotation, cellular component: external side of plasma membrane. Bases 1242 to 2699 code for a protein of 485 amino acids.